AUGGAGCACUGGGACUCACUGGGAUUUUUGAUAGUCACACUCAACUAUAAUGUGACUAUUGUAGGGAAGCUCUGGCUGGUGCUGAUGGUCCUGCUGCGCCUGGCAGUGGUGGUGUUAGCAGGGUACCCCCUGUACCAGGAUGAGCAGGAGCGCUUUGUGUGCAACACCCUGCAGCCAGGGUGCUCCAACGUUUGCUACGACUUGUUCUCCCCCGUGUCUCACUUCAGGUUCUGGCUCGUUCAGACUGUGUCUGUCCUGCUGCCCUAUGCUGCGUUCAGCAUUUAUGUGCUGCACAAGGUGGCUGUGCACAUUGUCAGCAGGCACUGUCUGCUGCAUGGGUGCCAGAGCAACAAGGGUUUGUCAAGCCCCAAAGAUGUGAAGCAGCUCUGUAGGAGUGCAGUUGUCAAUAGAGCAGAUUGUGGUGCAGACAACCUAAGUGUCCUUAAUUUUUCAGGGGCGUAUACUGUUCAUCUUUUUGUCAGGACCCUACUUGAGGUUGCCUUUGCUGCUGUGCAAUAUUUCCUUUUUGGAUUUUUUGUUCCUGACCGCUUUUCGUGCCACCACUCACCUUGCACGAGCACAGUUGACUGCUACAUCUCCAGGCCCACCGAGAAAUCCAUCAUGAUGAUUUUCAUCUGGGGGGUCAGCAGUCUGUCCUUCCUGCUCAGCCUUGCUGAUCUCAUCUGUGCCCUCCGGAGAACGACAGCAAAGAACCAGGAGAACAAGCAGCUGGCAAACCUCUGCACAGAGCAGGAGUGCAGGAUACACCUUCCCCCAGCCCAGCACAGCAGCUCCUCUCCACCUCAAAGCAGGGAUGGCCCAGCAGCAAACAGCUGCCACCCCAGUGAUGGCUCCUGCUCACCUCUCCCCGAGGAGGAAGAGGAGGCUGUUCUUCAUCCUGGAGGUGUCCCCCAGCAAAGUGCCAGCACUAACCUCAGCAGCAAUAAUUUCUGUGUGCCAGGAGACCUUGCUGCUGAGCAGCAGAGCACUGAAGAGCCCUUGUGUGCCAGUGACCACCAAGGAACUCCCUGCAGCCAAGUGAGACCCAGACUGCAGCAAGACUUCAUUAAAGAUUCUGCCCUGGCUUUGAGACCUCAGAUGGAGUCUCCCCUUGGGGUUUCUUCCUCUGUUGUUCAGGGCAAGCUUUUAGGGUUCUACCCUUCAGCUGAGCUAAAAAGCCCUGAUGAGCAAUCGAAUUACAGCAGCUCUAGCUGCCUGAGGUCAAAAAAGUCUGAAUGGGUAUAG
Molecule: messenger RNA, 1245 nt
Organism: Melospiza melodia melodia
Lineage: Eukaryota; Metazoa; Chordata; Aves; Passeriformes; Passerellidae
Gene: GJD4
Product: gap junction protein delta 4
Exons: 2
Coding region: 1-1245 (414 amino acids)
Biological process (GO): cell-cell signaling
Cellular component (GO): connexin complex
Molecular function (GO): gap junction channel activity
Source: RefSeq, a predicted model, not a curated record